Pelobates cultripes (western spadefoot toad) is the source of this 567-nucleotide messenger RNA. Lineage: Eukaryota; Metazoa; Chordata; Amphibia; Anura; Pelobatidae. The record is from the annotation of a GenBank genome assembly.
AUGGAGGCUGGGGUAAACCAAACAAGCCCGCAACUAUCACUCGAGUCCAGACUGGACAGAAUAUUUGACACAUUCUGGCUGAAGCUGGCACGCAAAGCACAAGGUCUCUCACACAUACAGUCGUCUGCUAAGUCACCUUUGCAACCCCAUCAAGAUCCAGUAUCCAGAAAGGUGGCGCGCUCUCCACAGAAGCAAGGUUUGAUACCGAGCUGCAGGUCUCCGCGACAAGCUGAUACCGACCCUCCCACUCGACUCCUUGAAAGACCAACAAAGCCAAAGCACCAUUCAACUGUACAGUCUCCCCGAUAUUUUCGGGCCCGACCUGUGGCCUCUAAUCCUUGGAAGGUGUGCUUCCAAAGGCGCAAACCGCAUUGGUUCAUUUUCAGAGAGGUGGUUAAGGGGCCUGCUCCGAAGCAUUUUGAAGCAAGACCUGAGUUUUCCACUCGGGCAGCGGAGUGGAAAGGCAGACACAGGGAGUCUCUGAGGCCUCUACAUCACCCUAUGGUUCUCACGCAGACCAACGCCACCUUGGGGAACUAUGCCAUACCAGCGGCUGGAGUGGACUAA